Molecule: messenger RNA, 1789 nt
Organism: Rhagoletis zephyria (snowberry fruit fly)
Lineage: Eukaryota; Metazoa; Arthropoda; Insecta; Diptera; Tephritidae
Product: protein C21orf2-like
Biological process (GO): cytoskeleton organization
Molecular function (GO): protein binding
Source: RefSeq, a predicted model, not a curated record
UUGGGCUUAGCCUCCAGCGCUUGCGAAACGGAUUUUCAGUAGGUACACGAAUGAAGUGGAAUUGAAGUGUUUUUCUAUUUGCUUAUUUUGUUGCAGCAAUAAAAAAGGACGGUAAACAACAAAAACGAAAAUAUAUGUACAUAUGUACAUACAUACAUACAAAGAUAUUAACAAUUAAAAGGAAAAUAAAUACAUUUUAAGAAAAUUACUAAAUAUCAAAAGAGCUGUGCUACCGUCAAAACAAAACACAAUGACGCGUCUCACCGAGGAAAUGGUUAUUGCCCGCUCAAAGCAAUCCGAUUUGGGGUCCAUCAAAAAACUCAACUGCUGGGGAAGUGAUCUCAGCGACGUCUCCAUAAUUAAAAGAAUGCGUGGUGUUGAGGUUUUGGCGCUGAGCGUCAACAAAAUUACCACAUUGCAACCAUUUGAAGACUGCCACAAACUUCAGGAAUUAUAUUUGCGUAAAAACAACAUACAGGAUAUUAAUGAAAUCGCUUAUCUGCAAAGCUUGCCUGCUCUCAAAUAUUUAUGGCUGGAGGAGAAUCCGUGCUGUGAUCGGGUUGGGCCCAAUUACCGCCAAACAGUGCUUCGCGCCCUGCCAAAUCUGAAGAAGCUGGAUAAUGUUGAGGUGACACAGGAGGAGCUCGAUGAGGCUUUGCGUGGUGGCGGCGGCGGCAGCGGCAGUGGUUCCGGCGGGACGCGAGAAGAGGAGGACGUGUACGAGGAUAGCUAUGCGCAACAACAGCCAACACAGCGUUAUGAACAGCCCUCACCUCCUCAGCAGCAACAACAACAACAACAACAACAACAUCUGCAGCAAUCACAACAAAAUCAGUACCCGCCACAACACAGACAACAACAACAACAACCACAAGCGGCGUCACAGUACCAACAUAAUUCGUCACCGCAACAAUAUCAGCAGCGCCGCAGUUCGAGUCCAAUGAAAGAGCCCUCGCAACAAAACAGUCCGGCAAAUACAGAGGAAAGCGCCAGCGAGCCGAGCAAAAGCAAUGAGGUAUCGAAACCAGCCUCACCCGCACAGGUAUUUCGUGCUCCCAACUGCAUUCAUGAGCCAGUUGCUGCGCAUACACCUUCACCGAAAUAUAAUUCAUACACGAACGUGAAUCGGUUGUCCUAUCAUCAAAAUGAUCGCUCUCCGGGCUCGGAUCAGGAUAGUCCGCAUGUUGGGUACCGGGAGCGUGCGCCUAUCCCACCUAGCAUAUCUACACAAUCGAUGAAGGAAUACUACCAGUCUGAUCGUCCGUCAUAUCCUGCCCAUUACCGUCAUAGCCAAACCGAUUUGACUGAGUGGGAGGAACAGCAGCAGCACAAUCAAUUUGGCAGCACUGCUGCAUUGCAUCAUGCCGGCAGUGGUGGUCCGCGUCGAAGUGAGGUCAGUGACCGUUAUGCUUAUCGCAAUGGCAGCGCGCGUGAAAAUGGCGGCGAUUGGGAUGACGCGGAGCGACCGCGAGCCAGGCGGCCCGAUGGACGUUACAGUGACUCAGCUAGCACCGUUUCAACAGCUGUACUUAAUCAUUAUUCGGGCUAUCAUAGGCGCCCCAUAAAUCGGAGUUCGAAUUUGCUAUCGGCAACUUUGUGUCUCGUCAAAGAGCUGGACUACCCGAGCUUAGAGGUGGUGGAGCACGCCGUGCGUUGUCGCAUCGAUGAACUGUCGGCAGACUGAUGAUGAAUGCGCCGCAUGCCGUCCUGUUGAGGAAUGCGGCGGCAACCGUGAGACGGACACGCUGUACAGUUGCCAGUGUCACUUCGAACACACAAAAAAAAACAA